Molecule: messenger RNA, 1528 nt
Organism: Andrographis paniculata
Lineage: Eukaryota; Viridiplantae; Streptophyta; Magnoliopsida; Lamiales; Acanthaceae
Product: signal peptide peptidase-like 1
Exons: 4
Coding region: 255-1376 (373 amino acids)
Biological process (GO): membrane protein proteolysis
Cellular component (GO): lumenal side of endoplasmic reticulum membrane; cytoplasmic side of endoplasmic reticulum membrane; Golgi-associated vesicle membrane
Molecular function (GO): aspartic endopeptidase activity, intramembrane cleaving
Source: RefSeq, a predicted model, not a curated record
AAAAAAAAAAAACUCUUGAAUGAUAAAUACAGUGAGAAAAACGGAGGAUUUCGUUUGGAGUGCUUAAUUGCGCAGUUCACAGCGCUACUCUUGGCCUUCGCUGGGAACCAACGCUCCUGCCAUUCGAAAAUUCAGGUUCACUACUAUUUUGUUUGUGGUCGAAUGUAACGGGUAGAAAUUGCAUUCAACAUUGUUUUCCAACCAGGUUUUCGAAGGGAUAAAGGCAGCUUAGAAGUGGAGGAUUUGUUUCGAAAAUGGAGUCCCUUUGGAAGCUUGUUUAUUUGCUCGAACCAUCUUCACUCACUCUCGUUGCGACUGCGAUUGCAGUGUCGUACGCCUCUGCUUCUCGAGCUCUAAACUACGGAAAAGAAAUGGAGCGUAAUCGCGACCUUUCAGAAGCUUCGAUUACCUUAGACAGAUCACAGGCAUUGAUGAUCCCCGUAAUGAGCUCCUGUAGCUUGCUUCUAAUGUUCUAUUUGUUCUCGUCCGUCUCUCAGCUCCUCACAGCUUUUACGGCGGUUGCCUCAGCAUCAGCUCUGUAUUUUUGCCUAUCGCCACAUAUUGCUUACAUCAAGUCGCAAUUGGGCUUAUCAGAUCCUUAUAUUUCGCGGUGCUGUUCAAAGUCGUUCACACGAUUUCAAGCUCUGCUGCUGGCCCUUUGCAUCGGUUUAGUGGUGGCGUGGCUUAUUUCAGGUCACUGGAUAUUAAAUAACAUCUUGGGGAUCUCUCUUUGCGUAGCUUUUGUUAGUCAUGUUCGAUUGCCGAAUAUCAAGAUAUGCGCCAUGCUACUUUUCUGCCUGUUUGUCUACGAUAUAUUCUGGGUUUUCUACUCGGAAAGAUUGUUUGGAGAGAAUGUUAUGGUGUCGGUCGCAAGACAGCAGGCUUCGAAUCCAGUACACACUGUUGCUGAUAGUUUGAGUCUUCCCGGUCUGCAGUUGAUAACAAAGAAACUUGAGCUCCCGGUGAAAAUUGUCUUCCCGAGGAAUAUGUUAGGCGGUGCAGUACCUGGGAAUAGCGCUUCGUACUACAUGAUGCUCGGUCUUGGCGACAUGGCUAUUCCUUCGAUGCUGCUGGCACUGGUUCUCUCCUUCGAUCACAAAAAAAGUCGGGACUCUCCAGCCCCCUCGUCCGAUUCACAAUCUUCAAAAGGGUUCAAGUACUUCUGGCCCGCCCUCUCCGGAUAUGCCGUCGGAUUAAUCACAGCCUUGGCAGCAGGCAUCUUGACACGCUCUCCCCAGCCAGCACUUCUGUAUCUGGUGCCGUGUACUUUAGGGCCCGUCGUCGUCCUCUCGUGGACGAAGAAUGAGCUGAAAGAGCUGUGGGAAGGAAGUUCUACUACGAUUAUAAGUGAGAAAACACAUCUUACAGAUGUGUGAGCUCUUUUGUUUCAUCCAUGGCGGAAUUUCGGACACUUGUUUUAGAGAUAUUGUAAAAAUUUCUGCUGGAUGAUCUUGAUCUCUAUCUGCUCUCCCACCUGGAAAAAACCCACAAAUUUAUUUCAAUGAUAAAAAGGAAACUUCUAUUUUUA